AUGGGCGCCGGGGCCAGCGCCGAGGAGAAGCACUCCCGCGAGCUGGAGAAGAAGCUCAAGGAGGACGCUGAGAAGGAUGCCAGGACCGUCAAGCUGCUGCUGCUGGGAGCUGGGGAGUCAGGGAAGAGCACCAUCGUCAAGCAGAUGAAGAUUAUCCACCAGGACGGUUACUCGCUGGAGGAGUGCCUGGAGUUCAUCGCCAUCAUCUACAGCAACACACUGCAGUCCAUGCUGGCCAUCGUGCGGGCCAUGGGCACCCUCAACAUCCAGUACGGGGACUCAGCUCGCCAGGAUGAUGCCCGCAAGCUGCUGCACCUCUCGGACACCAUUGAGGAGGGCACCAUGCCCAAAGAGAUGUCAGACAUCAUCGGGCGGCUCUGGAAGGACACGGGCAUCCAGGCCUGCUUCGAUCGCGCCUCUGAGUACCAGCUCAAUGACUCAGCUGGCUAUUACCUAUCAGACCUGGAGCGCCUGGUGACCCCCGGCUACGUCCCCACCGAGCAGGAUGUGCUGCGCUCCCGCGUCAAGACCACCGGCAUCAUCGAGACCCAGUUCUCCUUCAAAGACCUCAACUUCAGGAUGUUUGAUGUGGGCGGUCAGCGCUCGGAGAGGAAGAAGUGGAUCCACUGCUUCGAGGGGGUGACCUGCAUCAUCUUCAUCGCGGCCCUCAGCGCCUACGACAUGGUCCUGGUGGAGGAUGAUGAAGUGAACCGCAUGCACGAGAGCCUGCACCUCUUCAAUAGCAUCUGCAACCACCGCUACUUUGCCACCACCUCCAUCGUCCUCUUCCUCAACAAGAAGGACGUCUUCCUGGAGAAGAUCAAGAAGGCCCAUCUCAGCAUCUGCUUCCCCGACUAUGAUGGUCCCAACACCUAUGAAGAUGCGGGCAACUACAUCAAGCUGCAGUUCCUAGAGCUCAACAUGCGCCGGGACGUGAAGGAAAUUUACUCCCACAUGACCUGCGCCACCGAUACCGAGAACGUCAAGUUCGUCUUCGACGCUGUCACUGACAUCAUCAUCAAGGAGAACCUCAAGGACUGUGGGCUCUUCUGA
This is a messenger RNA of Colius striatus (speckled mousebird), 1053 nucleotides long. RefSeq names its product G protein subunit alpha transducin 1 (gene GNAT1). Gene Ontology annotation, biological process: adenylate cyclase-modulating G protein-coupled receptor signaling pathway. Gene Ontology annotation, cellular component: heterotrimeric G-protein complex. The record is from RefSeq and is a predicted model, not a curated record. The transcript is spliced from 8 exons. Bases 1 to 1053 code for a protein of 350 amino acids. Gene Ontology annotation, molecular function: G protein-coupled receptor binding; GTP binding; G-protein beta/gamma-subunit complex binding. Lineage: Eukaryota; Metazoa; Chordata; Aves; Coliiformes; Coliidae.